AAUUUAUCCAAAUAAGAUGAGAAUUGAAUCUGAUGAAGAGGUCAAUACAGGAUUGCUUUCAUGCAUUCAUAAAAUGGAAAAAAAUUCAGCAAAAGUUGAUAUGAUUCUUGAUGAAAUUGAGAAAUACAAGGCAGCUACAGGCACCUUUGGUUUUCCUUCAGCUAUUAGAGGAAGAACAACCAAAUCUCCAGCUGCUUGGUGGAAAACAUAUGGUUCUUCAACUCCAAACCUACAAAAGUUUGCUGUAAAGGUUCUGAGUCUCACAUGUAGUGCAAGUGGUUGCGAAAGAAAUUGGAGUGUAUUUGAGCAUCUUCAUAGUAAGAAAAGAAAUCGGCUAUUUCAAGAACGCUUGGACAAUUUGGUAUAUGUGAAGUACAAUAGAGCGUUGCUACGCCGACACACUUUUGGGGAUAUCACAACACCUAUUGAUUUGGCAAAUAUUGAUGAGAGUAAUGAAUGGUUGCUUGGUGAAUUAGAAAAAGGUGAUGGGGAUGAUGAUGAUGAUGAUUCUCUUGUUUUCAUGAAUGACGUAUUGACCUGGGGUGAUGUUGGUAGAGCAGCUGGAGUUUCUGAAUCUCGUUAUGAAUCGAGAACGGCUGCAAGAUCAACACCACCAGUUGAAACUCCAUCAUUUCGAAGGCCUCGUGCAAUGACAGGUGCAUCCUCUUCGCAAGUUAAUGAUGAUGAAGAAGAGGAGGAAGAAUUUGUGAUGGCCGUUGUUGAAAAUGAAGAUGAUUUUGGAAAUCUUGAUGAUGAGUAGUUUUAGUUAUAAGUCUUUUAUGUACUUAUUGCAUUCUGUUUAUUAUGACUUACAACUUAUUUUUAUGUAUUAAUGUCUGAACUUCUAUAAUUUAUAUUUUCUAUUAUGUGACUUAUGACU
Messenger RNA from Hevea brasiliensis (rubber tree), 880 nucleotides. RefSeq lists its product as uncharacterized. The record is from RefSeq and is a predicted model, not a curated record. Lineage: Eukaryota; Viridiplantae; Streptophyta; Magnoliopsida; Malpighiales; Euphorbiaceae. The transcript has 3 exons. Gene Ontology annotation, molecular function: protein dimerization activity. Bases 17 to 760 code for a protein of 247 amino acids.